Molecule: messenger RNA, 2220 nt
Organism: Drosophila ficusphila
Lineage: Eukaryota; Metazoa; Arthropoda; Insecta; Diptera; Drosophilidae
Product: NADP-dependent malic enzyme
Exons: 4
Coding region: 116-1924 (602 amino acids)
Biological process (GO): malate metabolic process; pyruvate metabolic process
Cellular component (GO): mitochondrion
Molecular function (GO): malate dehydrogenase (decarboxylating) (NAD+) activity; NAD binding; malate dehydrogenase (decarboxylating) (NADP+) activity
Source: RefSeq, a predicted model, not a curated record
AGUAGGCGGUAUCUGACGGAAAACCAAAUUUUUUCUGUUUUUGAUGUCACAAAUAACUUUAAAUUCUCACAUGAAAUACUCAUAAAAAUUUUUUGCUGUUUAUUAAAUUAUAAAUAUGGAACUGCGACGCCUUCAUCGGCUACUUCGCCAUCGUUCCCGACCACUUUUGAGUUUUUGCAGGAACAUCAAUGUCUAUGACGAUGAGAAGUCUCAAAUUGCGCGACCCGACUGGCACCUUCUUAUGGAUGGGAGAUAUAAUAAGGGCCUGGCUUUCACUAUUGAAGAGCGACAGCGACUUGGCAUAAUGGGUUUAAUGCCCAUUUCAGUGCGGACUAUUGAAGAUCAAAUGGCGGCGGCGCUUACCAAUUUCGAGGCCAGGCCCUCCGAUAUUAGUAGAUUCACCUAUCUGAGUGCCGUUCACCAUAGGCACAGGCGACUGUACUACAAGUUCGUUAGGGAAAACAUCGUGAGGGCGCUGCCAAUUGUUUACACACCAACUGUUGGCGAUGUGGUGGCCACCUACGGGCUAAACUUCCAACACGCCGAGAGUUUGUUCAUCAGCAUCUACGACAAAGGCCACAUUCGGGAUCUGAUGCACAACUGGACGGACCACGAUGUCAAGGCCAUUUGCGUGACGGACGGAGGAAGAGUUCUGGGACUCGGAGACAUGGGUGCAAAUGCCAUGGGAAUUAGCAUGGGAAAAAUGAUAUUGUAUACCGCGCUGGGAGCCAUUCCACCCACUGCACUGAUGCCAGUUUGUCUGGAUGUGGGAACGGAUAAUCAGUCACUGCUGCAGGAUCCCCUCUACGUGGGCGCCAGGAUUCCCAGGGUUCGAGGUCCCGAGUACGAAGAACUCGUUCAGGAGUUCAUGGAGGAAGCGGUCCACUGUUAUGGCCACGAUGUCUUCAUCCAUUUUGAGGACUUUGCCACCCCGAAUGCGCUGAAGUUCCUGGCAAAGUAUCAGCACGACUACUGCUGCUUCAACGACGAUAUUCAGGGCACUGGAGCCACUGGAUUGGCGGCUUUUGUUAACGUGGAACGCAUUACUGGUCGUAAGUUGGAGGACACUAUAUUCGUUUUCGCGGGAGCUGGCAGUGCAGCCUUGGGAAUCGCACAAAUGUUAGUCAUCGAACUGGAGACAAGGGGACUUUCGCCCGAGGAGGCAGUCAAGAACAUAUACUUGGUGGAUGUCAAUGGCCUGAUCACCUGCAAGAGCGAGAAUGUGCCGGAUCAGGCAAAGAUAUUUGUCAAGGACAUGGAGCCCAUCAAGGAACUUAUUUCGGUGGUGGAGAAGCUCAAGCCUUCCGUUAUCCUCGGAGCCACUGGAGUGGCAGGCAUCUUCGACGAGAAAGUACUGAAAACGAUGGCCAAAAACCACGAACGUCCUGCAGUUUUCGCCCUCUCGAAUCCCACAUCCAGUUCGGAAUGCACAGCUGAACAGGCUUAUACUCAUACUGAGGGUCGCGUUCUUUUCGCUUCUGGAUCGCCCUUUCCUCCUGUGGUGAUCAAUGGCAAGAGGUUUACGCCCGCCCAGGCCAACAACUGUCUCACUUUUCCGGGAAUCGCAUUGGCAGCCAUCUCUGCCAAGGCUCGAUAUCUGCCAAACUCCGUGUUCUCUGUAGCGUCCCACGAACUGGCCAACAACACGACCCAGGAGCAACUGGAUGCAGGUACAUUGUUUCCUGCGAUGAGCAAAGCCCACGAGGUGGCCUUCAAUGUGGGCGUGGCCUUGACUGAAUAUUUAUUUGAUAAUCAUCUAUCGAAUGUCUAUCCCAAGCCCGAUAAUGUUUGUGAGUAUGUGAAGAAAACCCUGUACGAGUUCGAUUACAAGAGCUCCCUGCCUGCCACUUGGUGUUAUCCCGAGGAAGAGGCGCUUCCUGAGAUGAAACCCAUGCCAAAGCUGAAGAAGGAUAACGAGAAAUAAGCUUGGCCGGGAGUUGCACUUAUAUGCGAAGACUACUAACCUGCUUUCCAGCCAAGGAAAUAAUGAUCUUUUUGUAAUUAGUUGGAGAUACAAGGACCAGGCUAAAUCACACACACACACACACUACAUUCGCAUACACACACACGCAAACUGGAACGAUAAAUGCCCGACAUUUUAACGUUAUUAUUGUCCUGUCAACGGGAAGCCAGUUGACAUGCUCGUGCGCCUGUGUGUGUGUGUAUCCUGCUGAUUUGCAUAUAAAAUAGGACGAAAUGUCUGCUCACCAAAAAUGUCAA